CGCUUCUUACUACGGUAUCUACUUCAUCUGUCCUUUUUUAUAUUCGACUCCCUGCUCACAUCUACCACUAUGUUUGCUUGUUACCGACCCCCCGCGUCUGUCUGCGCCCAACUGGACCAAGGUGGUGGCGUGCGCUUCGGUUCCCAAACUUUUGCUAUCUACUCUUGCGCUCCGCUCCCAUCGAGCUGUCAACGGCUCCAGAACGAUGUCGCUACAUAUGCCCGUUUGACCGCUAGCGCUGGAAGGGUGUGCGAAACACUGCCGGUGUUGGUGAAUCUGGAGCCGAGCGCACUGGCCCAGCUGGCCUCGCUCCCGGUCCCUUCCUCCCCGCCCGUUGGUGCCAUUCCAACUGUCCCCUGGUUCUUGCUGCGCGCCUCGAUGUUUGAAAGGCACUGUGUAAUCGGUUCGCAGUCUGCCGUCGAGUCACUACUCGUAGUUCUGCAACGGCCUUGGUGUGUUCUGGAGGCCUGCUGCUGCAACAGCGAGACGAUCGCAGCCUUGCGAGGUUUCGCGCAAUUAGCUGCUCAGGUGGACCCGAGCAGGUACGACGCAGCAGUGCGACUGUUCUCGCACGAGAUCUGGGUCAGAGGCUCAUCAACUACCGAUGGUAUUCCUCGUCCAGCUGUUUCCUGCGUGUCCCGUGCUUCCCUGGCGACCGUGCGAACAAUCUACGUCGCGUCCACUCUCACGGCCGUGACCUCAUACAAUCGAUUUUGGCUAUCGUUGAUCUGCAGUUGCGCCGUCUACCUAGAGGUAUCUUUUUCCGAGGUAGUCCGACGGAUCCGAGACGAUCUGUGCGCUGGGGGAACUGCGGGCGCCGCUUUAAUUUCUUGGACCUCCCUCUAUAGCAUGUUGCUCAGACGGAUCGGCGAUUGCGUCAUGUGA
This is a messenger RNA of Aspergillus homomorphus CBS 101889, 885 nucleotides long. RefSeq lists its product as uncharacterized. Bases 70 to 885 code for a protein of 271 amino acids. NCBI's taxonomy places the organism in Eukaryota, Fungi, Ascomycota, Eurotiomycetes, Eurotiales, Aspergillaceae. The record is from RefSeq and is a predicted model, not a curated record. The transcript is spliced from 2 exons.